GAUGUUUUGACUUUUGACAUUGUUUUAGUGACAUUGACAUUAUGUACUGAGAAAUUGCGAUCUUGAAUUAAAUUCGCAAUUUAGAAGAAAAGAUAAAAAAUGUCCCUUGCUAAAAUCUUUUCAGUAUCAUCUCGAGUGCGAGCCUGUGCAAGCAGCACUCUCAUCCGCCAUGCGCAAUACAGCACGCCAAGUGAAGGCAGAGUGGAGAAGGUGUACCCACCGGAAGUGCCUGGUUACAAAUAUGUGAAUGCGGAGGACCAGGAUAUGAGCUUUAAGGCCAUGACUGACAGAGCCGCUCAGACAAUAUUCUGGACUGAGUUGAUUAGAGGUUUUGCUGUCACUUUAGCUCAUAUUUUCAAGGAGCCAGCGACAAUCAACUACCCCUUCGAGAAAGGGCCUCUCUCGCCCCGUUUCAGAGGAGAACACGCUUUACGGCGCUAUCCCUCUGGGGAGGAGAGGUGCAUCGCUUGCAAGCUGUGCGAAGCUAUUUGUCCUGCGCAGGCUAUUACAAUUGAAGCUGAGGAGCGCAAGGACGGUUCCCGAAGAACGACGCGUUAUGAUAUCGACAUGACCAAGUGCAUCUACUGUGGCUUCUGUCAGGAGGCGUGCCCCGUAGACGCGAUCGUGGAAGGACCCAACUUCGAGUUCUCGACCGAAACUCACGAAGAACUCCUCUACAACAAGGAAAAGUUACUUUCCAACGGCGACAAAUGGGAAAGCGAAAUAGCUGCUAAUAUUAAAGCUGAUCAUCUUUACCGUUAAAACUUUAGUUAUUGCCAAGUACUAAAAAUUACCCAUUUUGUGGGUAAUUUUUAGAACUUGGCAACACUAAGUAGAUCAAUCUGCGUCAUAUUUAUCCAGUGGAUAAAACGCUUAAAAUAGGGAUAAUAAAUUAUAUUGUACGAUAAAUCAA
Colias croceus (clouded yellow) is the source of this 913-nucleotide messenger RNA. RefSeq names its product NADH-ubiquinone oxidoreductase subunit 8-like (gene Ndufs8). The transcript has 5 exons. Gene Ontology annotation, cellular component: membrane. The coding region runs from base 100 to 762 and encodes 220 amino acids. The record is from RefSeq and is a predicted model, not a curated record. Lineage: Eukaryota; Metazoa; Arthropoda; Insecta; Lepidoptera; Pieridae. Gene Ontology annotation, biological process: mitochondrial electron transport, NADH to ubiquinone; mitochondrial respiratory chain complex I assembly. Gene Ontology annotation, molecular function: NADH dehydrogenase activity; 4 iron, 4 sulfur cluster binding.